Nelumbo nucifera (sacred lotus) is the source of this 857-nucleotide messenger RNA. RefSeq lists its product as uncharacterized. The record is from RefSeq and is a predicted model, not a curated record. Gene Ontology annotation, molecular function: proton transmembrane transporter activity. Lineage: Eukaryota; Viridiplantae; Streptophyta; Magnoliopsida; Proteales; Nelumbonaceae. Gene Ontology annotation, biological process: proton motive force-driven ATP synthesis.
GCUCGAAUACCGUCUCCGGCUUACAUGAUGAACUAGAUAUCGGUGUUCAACGCACCGUAUUUAAAGACGGCUUUGACUAACCCGUAUGCAUAGCAUUCCUCUCCUCCAUUCUAACGUUGGUUCCUCCAUCGCUACUCGCUAGCGCCGCACUGAACGAAGACUCUGAAAAUCGCCGUCAGUGCUGUACAGAUCGGGUCUUCUUCGCGUCUCGUGCUGUGAGAGGAAGUUCAUGGCAUCAAAGUUGCAUCAAUUGCAAGCUAAGGCUUGUCAGGCAUCACAGUUUGUCGCCAAGCAUGGAUGUUCCUACUACAAGCAAUUGAUGGAAAAGAACAAGCAAUAUGUUGUUGAACCACCUACUGUGGAGAAAUGCAACCUCCUUUCGAAACAACUCUUUUAUACUCGUCUUGCUAGUAUUCCUGGCCGUUACGAGUCAUUCUGGAAAGAACUCGACUGUGUCAAGCAACUCUGGAAAAACAGGCAGGAGCUAAAAGUUGAGGAUGCUGGAAUUGCUGCUCUGUUCGGAUUAGAGUGCUACGCGUGGUACUGCGCUGGUGAGAUUGUGGGGAGAGGAUUUACAUUCACCGGAUACUAUCCCUAAGGGCGCCGGAUACCACUGGGGGCAGACACGUUAGGAAAAACUUGUGGGUUUUCAUUUAUAUGCUUCUCAUGAGUGUGAUUUGAUUCACUGACUUCAUUCUUCGUGCAAAAUUUUGUUCUUUCUGCCAAAGUUUUGAAGCUGUCAAGUCAGCAAUACCAGUGCUGUAGCGUUAAUAAUCUCUUCAUUGGUAAUUUUUCACUUCAUCUGUGUACUGCACAAUUUUUUUUUAGUAAUUUAUAUCCAAAGUUACUUUUAACGA